AUGCAGAAAGAUUCAGACAUACACUGUAUAACUCAUAUGGAGAUGAUUAAGGGAAUUAAGGGACAUGGUUAUCAUGAUGAGCUUGUGGUCCCAAUAAUUGAGAACACUGCCCAUGAAGCAGAGCUUGUUGAAUCUCUUACUGAAGCGAUCACAGCUUACCCAAAAACAACAGCUGUGCUUGUUCGCAACCAUGGGGUGUAUGUAUGGGGAGACUCAUGGAUCAGUGCUAAGACUCAGGCUGAAUGCUAUCACUAUCUUUUUGAUGCUGCUAUCAAGCUUCAUCAGUUGGGUUUAGACUGGUCAACGCCAACUCAUGGUCCCAUUCGCAGUAUAAAUGGAAUUUGGGGCUGCAAUGGAACUAUGAGUAGGGGUCUGAAAGUUGGGGGUCUGAGCUUGGAUGAUAUGAUUGAACCUUCUCAACGCUGUAUACUUCUUGACAUUGAAGGGACAACUACUCCUAUAUCAUUUGUUACUGAUGUUCUUUUUCCCUAUGCCCAUGCCAAUGUGGGAAAGCAUUUAGCUGCAACAUUUGAUAGUGAAGAAACUCAAGAGGAUAUAAAUUUGUUGCGCUCUCAAAUUCAGCAUGAUUUGGAACAAGGUGUUGUUGGUGCUGUGCCCAUCCCUCCAGAUUAUGUGGGCAAAGAGUUGGUGAUUGCUUCUUUUGUUGCUAAUGUUGAAGCAAUGAUUAGGGCUGACAGAAACAUUACUGCCCUAAAACAAUUACAAGGUCAUAUAUGGAGGACUGGAUUUCAAAGUAAUGAGUUGGUGGGUGUUGUAUUUGAUGAUGUACCAGAAGCUCUUGAGAGGUGGCAUGCUUCAGGCAUCAAGGUUUACAUAUAUUCUAGUGGCAGCCGGGAGGCCCAACAGCUUAUUUUCUCCAAUUCUAAUUAUGGGGACUUGAGAAAAUACUUCUGUGGCUUUUUUGAUACAACAAUGGGAAACAAGAAAGAGACACACAGUUACUUCGAGAUUUUGCGGACAGUGGGAAUAGAUAGGCCAUCUGACAUGUUAUUUGUGACAGAUGUCUUCCAAGAAGCUGUUGCUGCAAGGGCUGCAGGUUUGGAAGUGGUAAUCUCCAUCCGGCCGGGAAAUGGACCUCUCCCAGAAAAUCAUGGGUUUAGAACUAUAGAAACCUUUUUGGAAAUCUAAUACAAAAUAUGUUGUGUAAUCUAAUGACCUGUUGUAUAGAAAACUCAGUAUGUGUAAUAUAAUAGGGUUUUUCUCCA
This is a messenger RNA of Vitis riparia (riverbank grape), 1226 nucleotides long. RefSeq names its product probable bifunctional methylthioribulose-1-phosphate dehydratase/enolase-phosphatase E1 2. Gene Ontology annotation, molecular function: acireductone synthase activity; magnesium ion binding. Bases 1 to 1149 code for a protein of 382 amino acids. NCBI's taxonomy places the organism in Eukaryota, Viridiplantae, Streptophyta, Magnoliopsida, Vitales, Vitaceae. The record is from RefSeq and is a predicted model, not a curated record. The transcript is spliced from 10 exons.